AUGUACAUCAAGCAGAUCAUCAUUCAAGGCUUCAAGAGCUACAAGGACCAAACAGUCAUUGAGCCCUUCUCCCCCGGUACCAACGUCAUUGUCGGCCGCAAUGGCUCCGGCAAAAGCAACUUUUUCGCGGCCAUCCGGUUCGUUCUCAGCGACAACUAUAAUCAGAUGAGCCGCGAGGAGCGCCAGGGCCUGUUGCACGAGGGCUCCGGCUCUGCCGUCAUGUCGGCCUACGUCGAGAUCAUCUUUGACAACUCGGACGACCGCUUCCCGACCGGCGGCAAGGAGCUCAUCCUGCGACGCACCAUUGGCUCGAAGAAGGACGAGUACUCGCUCGACCGCAAGGUCGUCACCAAGAACGAUGUCAUCAACCUGCUCGAGGCUGCCGGCUUCUCGAGGUCCAACCCCUACUACAUUGUGCCGCAGGGUCGCGUCAGCGCCCUGACCAACAUGAAGGAAUCCGACAGGCUGAACCUCAUGAAGGAGGUCGCCGGUACCCAGGUGUACGAGGCCCGUCGCGCCGAGUCGCUGAAGAUUAUGAACGAGACGAACAACAAGAGGGAGAAGAUUGACGAGCUGCUCGGCUACAUCAAGGAGCGACUCGCCGAGCUCGAGGAGGAAAAGGAAGAGCUGCGGGGGUUCCAGGACAAGGAUCGGGACCGCAGGUGUCUCGAGUACGCCCUGUACUACCAGGAACAACAGGCCUUCCAGAGCCAGCUCGAGCGCAUCGAGAAUAUGCGCCAGAAUGGCCUCGAGAGCACAGAACAGAUCCGCAACGAGCUCAAGGAUGCCGAAAGGACCAUUGCCAAGCUCGACGCCGAGAUCACCAAGUUGACGCGCGAGAUGGACCUUCUCAAGAUCGAUCGGCGCCAACUGGACGAGGAGCGUCGCAAGACGGCAAAGGACAAGGCCGUGUCCGAGCUCAAGGUGAAGAACCUGUUCGACGGGCAGUCAGCGGCGGCGCAGGCGCAGCAGCAACACGACGCCGAGCUCAAGGCCGUGCGCAAGGAAAUGGCGGACAGCAAACACGAGCUCGAGAGGAUCACGCCUGUCUAUGCUGAACGGAGAAAGAAGGAGAACGAGAUACGACUGCAGAUGGACACUGCUGAGGCCGCUCGCACUCGCCUCUACAACAAGCAGACUCGCAGCUCUCAGUUUAAGAACAAGGCGGCGAGGGACAAGUGGUUGAGAGACGAAAUUGAGGACCUGCGCGCCAACAUCAUGUCACAAAAGGCAAACAAGCUGACCACUGCUGAAGAUGUCACUCGAGUAGAGAACUCCAUUCAGCAGCUCGAAGCUGAGAUGGCUGACCUGAGAUCGCAACUCGAAGGCUUCGGCGGCGCCAGAGACGAUCUCGAAAAAGACGCCGCCAAGGCCAGGGACGUCCUCAAUGGCUUGCAAGACGAAAAGCAGCUGCUGUCUCGCGACGAGGAGAAGCUCAGGCACAUGACUGAAACAGCACUGCAUGAGAAGCACGAUGCCGAGAACAGGCUGGGCCACUCGAUGGAUGGCGCUACAAAACGUGGUCUCGCGACGAUUCGCCGCCUCAAACGUGAGCAGGACAUUCCCGGUGCAUACGGUACUUUGGCGGAGCUUUUCGAGGUGAACGAGGCCUACCGCCUGGCUGCCGAGCAGAUCGCUGGAAACAGUCUGUUCCACUAUGUGGUGCAAGACUCGCGGACGUCCGAGUUCAUCAUUGAACAGCUGAACAGGCAAAAAGGUGGUCGUGUUACCUUCAUGCCGCUCGACCAACUGAGGCCGCGCCAAGUCAAUCUUCCCAGGUCACAGGACGCCGUACCCUUGCUCAGCAAGAUCAGAUACGACCCCAAGUACGAGAAGGCCUUUCAGCAAGUCUUCGGCAAGGUUGUCGUGUGCCGCACCCUGGCUAUCGCGACCCAGUACGCGAGGAGUCACGGUGUCGAUGCCAUCACUCCAGAGGGUGAUCAGGCGAGCAAGAGAGGUGCCAUGACAGGUGGUUACAUAGAGCCUGGAAGGUCGCGCCUGGAAGCAGUCCAUGCGCUGAACCAGGCGCGUGACUCGCACGAGCAUCUGCAGUCACAGCUCGAAGAGCUUGGCCAUCGAAUUGAACAGAAGGGGCAACAGAUCACACAGGCCAUGGGCGAGCUUCAAAAGGCCGAGCAAAAGCUCCGCCAUCUCCAGGGCGGGUUCGACCCGCUGCGAAAUCAGCUCAGCAGCAAGCACGCUUACCUGGAGCGGGAGAAGGCGCAUCUCGAGGCCGCCAUCAAACGCCGCGAGAAGGUGGAGAAGAACAUGAAGGAUUUCACAGAGACGUUGGCUGCUCACGAAGCCGAACUCUCGAGCGAGUUCAAGAAGGCACUCUCGCCCGCCGAGGAGCGCCAGCUGAGUGAGCUGGAGAAACAGGUCGACGAACUCCAAAAGGAGUGGAAUGAGACGAGUCGACAAAGGGGCGAGGUCGAGCGCCGCAAGCAGAUUCUCGAGGCCAACAUCAGCGAGAACCUUGAACAGCGGCUGAACCAACUCAUCAGCCAAGAGAUCGAGAACACGGUGUCCGGGCCAUCGGGCAACCUGAAAGAGGCGCAGCGUGAGCUCAAGAGGCUGCAGAAGGUCGCGGACGAGGUGGAAACCAAGCUCCAGGAGACCGAGACUCAGAUCGAGCAGCUGAGCGGCAAGGUUGCUCGCCGUGAAGCCAGCAAGGCUGAGAACGAGCAGCAUCUUCAAGAGAUAUCUGUCAAGGAGGCCAAACAACGAACCCUCAUCGAGAAGAGCCAGUCAAAGAAGGCAGUCUACAGUGCUCAGGCAGCGGAUGCCGCGAAGGCCAUCCGUGACCUCGGCGUUUUGCCAGACGACUUCAGCAAGUACGAAAACUUGGACUCGAAGCAGAUUGAUUCGAGGCUCAAGCGGGUUCGCAACGCCCUCAAGAAGUACCAGCACGUCAACAAGAAGGCCUUCGAACAGUACAACAGCUUCACCUCGCAGCAGGACCAGCUGUUGAAGCGACGCACCGAGCUCGAUGCUUCGCAACGCUCCAUCAAGGAACUCAUCGAGCAUCUCGACGAGCGCAAGGACGAAGCCAUUGAACGCACGUUCAAACAAGUGUCGAAGGAGUUUGCCACCAUCUUUGAGAAACUCGUGCCCGCGGGUCACGGCCGCCUCGUUAUCCAGCGACGCACCGACAAGCGCCAGGUUGACCCGGAGGAGUCGGAUGACGUCCAGCGCGGCAACGUCGAGAACUACACUGGUGUCGGAAUCAGCGUGUCGUUCAAUUCCAAGACGCUGGACGAGCAGCAGCGUAUCCAGCAGCUCAGUGGUGGCCAGAAGAGUCUCUGCGCCCUCUGCCUCAUCUUUGCCCUACAGCAGACCGAGUCCAGCCCCAUGGUCAUCUUUGACGAGGUCGAUGCCAACCUCGACGCCCAGUACCGUACCGCUGUCGCGGCCCUCCUGCAGAGUAUCUCGGACGAGGCCGGCACGCAGUUCAUCUGCACCACCUUCCGGCCCGAGAUUGUUCUUGUCGCGGACAAGUGCUAUGGCGUCACAUUUAGCAACAAGGCGUCCAGCAUCGACGUCUACUCGUCGGAAGAGGCGUUGAACUUUGUGGACGGCGAGGCCAAGGGGCGGUAG
Molecule: messenger RNA, 3597 nt
Organism: Verticillium dahliae VdLs.17
Lineage: Eukaryota; Fungi; Ascomycota; Sordariomycetes; Glomerellales; Plectosphaerellaceae
Product: chromosome segregation protein sudA
Exons: 4
Coding region: 1-3597 (1198 amino acids)
Biological process (GO): mitotic sister chromatid cohesion
Cellular component (GO): chromosome
Molecular function (GO): double-stranded DNA binding; ATP binding; protein binding
Source: RefSeq, a predicted model, not a curated record